CCAGCUGAGGGAGGUCCCGGCUGACAUGGCAACCACUCUGAGCGGAACCUGAUCUGAGGGAGUGGACAGAAAGCAGGAGCUCGCCAAGGCCCCGACUGAAGCUCUGAGUCACACUGGCCUUUGUUCCUUGCUUGCUCUCGCCCUUGGCUGAGGGGCAGUCGGGGAGCCUUCUGCCAGCUCAGAGCACUGGCAAUGUUACCUGUGUGGACCUCUUAGGAAACGUACCCUGGUGUGGGCAAAGAGGACAGAGGAUAGACUUGGACAUCUUGCUCCUGCAGAUGUGGUCGCAGCCUGACCAUGGUGGUCACCCAGCUGAAUCUGGAGUUUCGCUUCCAGGGCCAGAAGCUGCGAGGCUUCAGCUGUGAACUCACCCGGUCCCCCCAUGGAGUCUUCCCUGAGACCAUCUUCACUAUCAUUUGCCAGAUUGUGGUGCCCAUUCUACUCUCCGGCUUGGGCAUGUUGACAGCCGGCCUGGUGAUGAACACCAUCCAACACUGGCCCGUGUUUGUGGAGGUUAAAGACCUGUUGACGUUGGUGCCACCUCUGGUGGGCCUGAAGGGGAACCUGGAAAUGACACUGGCAUCGCGACUCUCCACAGCUGCCAACACUGGACAAAUUGAUGAUCCCCAGGAGCAGCACAGAGUGAUCAGCAGUAACCUCGCCCUUAUUCAGGUGCAGGCCACAGUUGUGGGGCUCCUGGCUGCUGUGGCUGCCCUGCUGCUGGGUGCUGUGUCUAGGGAGGAGUUAGACUUUGCAAAGGUGGAGUUGUUGUGUGCCAGCAGCGUCAUCACUGCCUUCCUCGCCGCGUUCGCCCUUGGAAUGCUGAUGGUCUGUAUAGUGAUUGGCGCUCGGAAGUUCGGAGUCAACCCAGACAACAUUGCCACACCUAUUGCUGCCAGCCUGGGGGACCUCAUCACAUUGUCCAUUCUGGCUUUUGUUAGCAGCUUCUUCUAUAAACACAGAGAAAAUCGAUAUCUAACACCGCUGGUCUGUAUUGGCUUCAUGGCCCUGAUCCCCAUGUGGGUCCUCAUUGCCAAGCAGAACCCACCCAUCAUGAAGAUCCUGAAGUUCGGGUGGUUCCCAAUCAUCUUAGCGAUGGUCAUCAGCAGUUUUGGAGGUCUCAUCUUGAACAAGACUAUUUCUAAACAGCAGUACCAGGGCAUGGCCAUAUUUACUCCCAUCAUCUGUGGUGUUGGUGGCAAUCUGGUGGCCAUCCAGACCAGCCGGAUCUCCACAUACCUGCACAUGUGGAGCACGCCUGGUGUCCUACCCCUCUGGAUGAAACAGUUUUGGCCUAACCCAUGCUCCACGUUCUGUACCUCAGAAAUUAAUUCCAUAUCAGCCCGAGUCCUGCUCUUUCUGGUGGUUCCAGGCCAUCUGAUUUUCUUCUACAUCAUCUACUUGGUGGAAGGCCAUUUGGUCCCAAACAGUAAGAUCUUUGUGGUGUUCUAUCUGCUAGCAAGCCUAAUCCAGGUGACGAUUCUGCUGUACCUGGCAGAAGUGAUGGUUCGGCUGACAUGGCACCAGGCCCUGGAUCCAGACAACCACUGUAUCCCCUAUCUCACAGGGCUGGGGGACCUCCUAGGAACUGGGCUCCUGACUCUGUGCUUUCUUAUCAACUGGUUAUUGAGGAGUGAAGCAGAGCUGGAUGGCAUCUCAGAAGCGGCAUCUGGACCUCCCUAAUGAACUCAGGCAGCCCCAGUUGCUCAGUAGAAUUUUCCUUCACACCAGAAGGGUACAGAAUACAGUUUCUCCCUGGCUGGGUCCUCAGGAAGGAUGGUUGACAUCCUGCCUCUGCAAUGGCCCUUUGUCAGUCUGCUAAUGACACUGACGCACAUCUUGACUCUGGAGUUGGAACCUGAGCCUGUGAGGGUGAGGGAGGUCUGAAAUCAGAAGCUUUGUUUGUGUGUCGAUGUGACUGCAUGUUCCUGGACAUAAGUGUGUACCCCUGUGCUUGGUGAGUGCACAUAAGUGCACAUGUAUGUGUGGAGAGCAGGGGACUCUGGCCUGAAGAUGCUGAAGGAAGAGACCUGUCCAGUGCACUCAAGGGAUAUGCUGGCCCUGUUCUGUGUCCAUGCAGCUUGGAUUGGGGAGGAGCAGGAAGGAGACACCUUCUAUGCUCAAGCCUCAGGACUGACCUAUGGCUUAAGCACAGCCUUCACUGGGUCCAAGCUUUGUGGGCCAUUCUGCUGGUGUGUCUGCAAAUGUGCAACCCUUUCCAGGACAGCCUUCCUUGCACACCCUCCUUCUGCUCCUAGUACUUAAUCCUAUCAAUGUGUUUUCUCUUUUUCUUUUUAUGUUUAAGCAAAACUUCUGUUUAGAUUUUAACAAUCAGGGAAGUAUAAAAUAAAACAUAGAUUAUAUUAUA
Molecule: messenger RNA, 2368 nt
Organism: Canis lupus familiaris (dog)
Lineage: Eukaryota; Metazoa; Chordata; Mammalia; Carnivora; Canidae
Gene: SLC41A3
Product: solute carrier family 41 member 3
Exons: 10
Coding region: 298-1683 (461 amino acids)
Biological process (GO): monoatomic cation transport
Cellular component (GO): plasma membrane
Molecular function (GO): monoatomic cation transmembrane transporter activity
Source: RefSeq, a predicted model, not a curated record